This is a messenger RNA of Acanthaster planci (crown-of-thorns starfish), 4027 nucleotides long. RefSeq names its product rhotekin-like. The record is from RefSeq and is a predicted model, not a curated record. Lineage: Eukaryota; Metazoa; Echinodermata; Asteroidea; Valvatida; Acanthasteridae. Gene Ontology annotation, cellular component: actomyosin contractile ring. Gene Ontology annotation, biological process: actomyosin contractile ring assembly; septin ring organization; signal transduction.
AGGGGGUUGAUUCUAUCAAAGCUUCAUAGGCCACCACCAGUUACCUCCAAUCAGGUUGGUCCUGUCCAAUCAAAUUUGCAGUCUGUCUAGGGCCAGGAAACCAAGAAAUCCUCAGAGUCUAGGUCCCCAUCUUGUCUUGUGGCCCUGCUGGCUUGGUUGGCUGGGCUUGAUGGGCCCCCUGCCAAGCCGGACUGGCUUGGAGCAUUAGAGCAAGGGGCUUUAGCAUGUAUCAGGUUUUGUCUGCUCAUAUUUGGUACCUAGGGGUUUUACUCUCUUUUUUUGUGAUGGCACUGCCAUUCUACACUGAACUUCGGUCUCUGUACGUAGCUCCUUACAGCAUGGCUCAUACAUCACAAGCUGCAGUUGUGAAUCUUUGAAAAUGAGCCUCCAUCUUCACCAAUGCGUCUGUGGUCGGGAAGCAAGAAUAUGGACAAUACCACGGAUAUAGUGGAGGACCUGGAUAUCUUCUAUGUCCGACAGCUUGCCAUCAGCUUGCAGGAUUAUGAGCUCCAAAGAAAGAUCGACCUGGAGAUUAAGAUGAGGGAAGGGACCAGGAAGCUGCUAGCAGCCUGCAACCGGGAGCUGCACCUGCUGGAGGCUGCCAAGGCCCUCCUGGUCUCCAACACCCGCGUCCUAGCCUACAUGUCGGAGCUGCAGAGGCGCAAGACGGCCCAGUACGUGCAGGAGAAGAACAAAAAGAAAGGGUCAUCACGAGGGGUCUCGGCAAGCAGCGGUAGCUCAGAAGGGAGCGGGAGUGAGUGUGGGAGCAGGCCAGCAUGUAAAGGAAAGAUUGCCGUUUCAGACAUCAGGAUUCCACUCUUCUGGAAGGAUGUUGACCACAUAAAGAAUCGUGGAGACCAUCACCGGUAUGCCAUCUUCUGUCUCCUCAAGAUUGGUACAGAAAUCAACAGCACCCAGCUGGUUACCAACGUGGACAGGACAGCAACAGAUGUGACUUUUGAAGACUCGUUUGUUUUUGAAAACGUCUCUCCAGAUUUCCAGUUUACCUUUGAAGUCUAUUCCUACAACCUCCACGACGACAUGACCAUGGCGAGCACACCGCAGAAGCUGCGUCGGAAGAUCAACUCCUUCUCCAACAGUGUCGGGAAAACAGUGGGGCGAAAACUGCAGGGGAGCUUGUCCACAGGGUCUAGUGAGGAAUCCGCUAAUCCGGAGGAGACACCCAGGUUCCGUCUCGUCGCCCAGGCCAACCUCACAGUGGACGACAUCAAUCCAGUCACCAAGACUCAUGAUUUGAGUCUGGAAACUGAUGACACUGCACGUUCUCACUGCCUUCCUCUCUUUGGCAAUUUUUGCUGUCGAUUGGCCGCCCAGCCCAGUUGCAUGGCACAGAUUCUGUGUCAGGGUAUUCUUCACCUACAGGAGAAUCAGGCUGGUCUCGCCAAUUGGCGGAGGAAUCUCUGGGGAGUGUUGCGGGAUGGACACCUGAAGGUCUGGGACAAGGCAGAGGAUAUGUCAAUCAACGCUGAUCCCAUUCACACUAUUCCAGUCUCCAAGGACACAGUUGUCAGUCUUUCAACAGAGUCCAGUGCAACCAACCCUCAUGUUUUAGAAGUCAGUCGGCAGGAGGGCGAAGAGCGCCACCACCUGGCUGCUGAGAGUCAAGGGGAACUGGAGAGGUGGCGUAGUUCCCUGGAGCAACUAAUUGUUGAUCAAGGAGCCUGGCUGGAUGCCUGUCACACCUCAGUAGACAUCCUUGCCACUGAGCCUAGGAGACCGUCAAUGGACUCCGAUCGCACCGGGUCCCUCUACGAUGAAAUGUCCAUAAGUACAGACCUGACAAGCCAAGAUGAAUCUGACGAUGAGAGCGUGUUUACAGACUCGCCUGCUAUGAAUCUCAGACCGAGGCCGCUCGUCGCCAACACAAAAACAUUCAAGAAACCAAUAUUCACUAUUCCAAAAAUCCUGGUGCGAAGGGAAACCAAUGUUUAAAUUUUUUUGCAACAUGCUGUUUUUUUAUUGUAGAUAAAAUGGGAAGCAACCAUAAAAUACAAUACCGGUUUAAAAAAUCAAAAAUUGAGGCUUUUUUAGCACUCCACAGAAUGAAUGGAAAAAUUAUGCGAAUACGUAGAAUGGAAACAAGUUUAGUCUGAGGACAAAGUAAUUUUGUUAAUUUAUUCACAUGAUAUAAUUACCAGGAAAUGGUAAGUUUGUCAAAUAAAUAUAUUUUGUUUGUACCAAAAAAUAAUUUUUCAAUCAGUUAAUUUAAUCAUCAGUGAAAACAUCAAUCAAAAACAAGAAACGAUAAGUGUAUAUUUUCAGGUCCAGAGCCGCCGUUGUAGAAAUCUGCAACUAUUUAUUUUAAAAAGGGGAAAAGUCAUGUCUUUCAUAUAUUGGAAAACCAGGUGUUUUGUUUAAAAUAAUGAAUGCAUGUACUUUGAAUGAAACAAAAAGAUUGUUGUAAAAUGUGGGAGGAUUCUUUGGGUGGAGCUUGGGGAGGGGGAUGACCUUUUAUUCGAAUGGUCAGGUGCCCCACCCCGGACACCACUUCCAGAAUUUACAAAGAAUUUCAGGUCAGAAAAAUGAAAACAUCGUUUAUGGCUUCAUUUGGGAACUUUGGCUGGGAGGAUUAUUUUUCUGCCUCAACCUGCGGAGUAAAGACGGAGUAUUGAUGACUUUUCUUGACAGACAACAUUCUUACUGUAGUGAUUGAUAUUUAAGAAAAUAUUCCCUGGAAAUUUGUUUGGGAAGUUUUCUGGUUGUAGCAUUGUCCAGUCAGCUCGAGACUCCAAAGGGGUCAAACUUGUAGAUUCUAUGCUGAACAAAUUCAGAGUAAAUUUUAUGCCUACAAAGUUGCCUUGAAAAUUUUUUACUUUUCUUCAAGAGGUUGGAUUCCCGACAAGAUUUUUUGUAUUUAUUCUAUCACCUCAAAAAACAAUGGAAGAGGGGGGCUACUUUUUUAACAAAAUAUGCUAUUGUAUGUGGUCAUGAGUGCAUAUCAGACAAGUGACCUUUUAUCCCAUUCUUGAGUGGUGCUGUAAGUUCCUUGCAAAUGGUAAACUGGCAGAAACACUCUUUAUUUUUAUUAACUCUUUCCUCAUUUGUGAUCCUAGAUUGUAGUUGUCCAAAACACAUCAUCACUUGAAACUUAAGCAGGUAUUAUAUUUUGAUAAAGAGGCUGAUAAGACACAUGAGAUCCCACUGCUCCACGAUUGUUUGCCAGGCACCACUAUUUAUGCAGAUGGAGUUUUGUGUUAAAAAUAUGAAAUUCCAUUUUUUUUCCAAUUGAUUAGCCAUUUGUUGUAAGUAUAUAUAUUCUUGAGGCUGUACUUGUGUCUUAAACAAAAUUGAAGAAAUCAUACAAUUAGACAUUUUAGUUAUUUGAAAAGUCCACAAACCUUUGGGUUAAAAAUUGCAUGCUUAUAAAAUUCAUUAAGAAAUUUACAUAAAAUUUUUAUUUACAAAUUUACAUAAAAAGGUCUGUUGAAAUUUUAUGCUUUAUUCCCCCCCCUCCACAAAAGUUAGAUCCAUUGAACUUUUAAUUUUUUGGUCUUAAAUGUUCCAACCAAGCAUGAACAAUUGUGUCCACAUUUUAUGACCUUAGUCUUAAGAAAAUUCAAGUAUGGAGUUGUAGUUGGUCCCAACUUGACACCAAAUUAUAACUAAGCAUUGGAUGAUGUCUGUAAUGCAUUCCCUUAUAGGAGUAUUUAUUUGCUGAUAGCGUGGAAAGCAUUUUAAUCCAUUUGCCAUGUGAAAAAAAGGUUUUCCACAUUUAUCCAGAAGACUUUUAUCCGAUAUUUAUUAUCAGUUGAUAUUUUACUGUAAAAACCGUACAACCAUUUAUGUUACCUUACCUUAAAUUAGUGCCGUAGUGUGCAUUUUAUUUAUCCACAUGUAUACAUUAUUUUACUGUUCUCAAAACCACAGUUUUAAUAACUUAUCCCAGGAGCUAUCCCGGGAGCUGAAAUUAAUUUUUCUUACCCAUCAAACUUGAUUUAUUAUGCAUUAUACACAUUGUAAUUGUAAGUAUUUAAUCAAAGAUGCAUAACCAAUUAAAAUGUUAAUC